AUGGAAAUGACUCGGUUGAUGGGGAGCAAAAACACAUGCCCAGCGCUAACGAGACAGCAGUGUGAAGAAAAUAAUGCCACGGAGACACGAAGAAUUAUGCCUUCAUUACAGUCGCUCGCUUUAGUACAGCGAGAGAGACAGCAUGCACCUCACACACCACCUGAUUUACAUGCACACGGCCGAGUGGAGCAGAGAGCCAACACACAGCCGAGUAGAGCCCAGAGCCAACACACAGCCGAGUGGAGCCUAGAGCCAACGCACAGCCGAGUGGAGCCCAGAGCCAACGCACAGCCGAGUAGAGCCGAGAGCCAACGCACAGCCGAGUGGAGCCCAGAGCCAACGCACGGCCGAGUGGAGCCCAGAGCCAACGCACAGCCGAGUGGAGCCCAGAGCCAACGCACAGCCGAGUGGAGCCCAGAGCCAACGCACAGCCGAGUGGAGCCCAGAGCCAACGCACAGCCGAGUGGAGCCCAGAGCCAACACACAGCCGAGUGGAGCCCAGAGCCAACGCACAGCCGAGUAGAGCCGAGAGCCAACGCACAGCCGAUUGGAGCCGAGAGCCAACGCACAGCCGAGUGGAGCCGAGAGCCAACGCACAGCCAAAUGGAGCCGAGAGCCAACGCACAGCCGAGUGGAGCCGAGAGCCAACGCACAGCCGAGUGGAGCCCAGAGCCAACGCACAGCCGAGUAGAGCCGAGAGCCAACACACAGCCGAGUGGAGCCGAGAGCCAACGCACAGCCGAGUGGAGCCCAGAGCCAACGCACAGCCGAGUAGAGCCGAGAGCCAACACACAGCCGAGUGGAGCCCAGAGCCAACACACGGCCAAGUGGAGCCCAGAGUCAACACACAGCCGAGUGGAGCCCAGAGCCAACGCACAGCCGAGUGGAGCCGAGGGCCAACACAUAGCCGAAUGA
Clarias gariepinus (North African catfish) is the source of this 915-nucleotide messenger RNA. Its product is annotated as PGC-1 and ERR-induced regulator in muscle protein 1-like. The record is from RefSeq and is a predicted model, not a curated record. Bases 1 to 915 code for a protein of 304 amino acids. Lineage: Eukaryota; Metazoa; Chordata; Actinopteri; Siluriformes; Clariidae. The transcript has a single exon.